This is a messenger RNA of Fusarium subglutinans, 1731 nucleotides long. Its product is annotated as transmembrane transporter Liz1p. Gene Ontology annotation, molecular function: pantothenate transmembrane transporter activity. Gene Ontology annotation, biological process: pantothenate import across plasma membrane. Bases 1 to 1731 code for a protein of 576 amino acids. Gene Ontology annotation, cellular component: plasma membrane. Lineage: Eukaryota; Fungi; Ascomycota; Sordariomycetes; Hypocreales; Nectriaceae. The record is from RefSeq and is a predicted model, not a curated record. The transcript has 11 exons.
AUGCCUUCAACAAAGUCCAUCGCCGUCGUCGCGACCCUCGCAGCAAGCGUCACCGCAUCCAACUGCAAACCAACCCCAAAACCCACCACCACCACCUCAGCUCCCACUACAACAUCAUCAUGCCCCGCCUACACGCUCAUCUCAGAACCAGCCGAAGACAUAAACUGCAACGUACGCGGCGAUCCCAAAGAGGGCCAAAGCCAGGUUUUGGAAAGUUUGUACCUGGAUGAUUGCGCGCAGAAAUGUAAAGAGUUUGAUCUGUUCAACUGUGAGCUUAUUAGCUUUGUGGAGCCGGCUUCGGCAGAGGAGCAGGGAAGUUUGCUUGACUACCUUUGGGGCGAUACGAGUAAAGAGGAGAGGAGGUUGAUACGAAAACUUGAUUUCUUUAUUCUUUAUCCAUGGCGCUCUUCUGACGUUGGAGUCACAGAUAGACAAGCCUUUGCGAAUGCAUAUGUAGCCGGCCUCAAAGAAGCCCUCAACCUGAGUGGCAACCAAUACAAUGUUCUCCUCUCCAUGGCCUCAGCAGGAAUGCUGGUUGGCCAAAUACCUAGCAGUAUAAUCAUCCAUAAGAUCCGUCCCCGAAUAUGGAUGUCUUCCAUGGUCGUCGUAUGGGCAGGCCUCACCAUGGCCAGUGCAGCUUGCAAGACAUAUGCUCAGCUCUGCGCCGUUCGCUUCCUGAUGGGCCUGGCUGAAGCAAGCACAUAUGCUGGCUCAAUUUAUAUCAUGGGCUCUUGGUACAAGUCCAACGAAAUCGCCAAACGAACUGCCAUGUUCACAGUUGCAGGUCAAGUUGGUAAGAUGUUUGCCGGAGCUAUGAUGGCUGCCAUCCAUGAGUCAAUGGAAGGCCAUGCCGGACUAGAAGGCUGGCAGUGGGUGUUCUUGAUAGACGGCAUCAUCACUUUACCUGUUGCUGUCUUUGGCUUCUUCUUCUUUCCGGAUGUACCUGAGUACACUGAUGCUUCAUAUCUGAGCGAUAAGGAACGACAACUUGCGCUUGAUCGACUGCCGCCUAAGAAAGAAGACGGUCAUGACAUACAGGCGUGGAGUCUUGUGAAGAGAGUGAUGGGGCAUCCUUUACUUUAUGUCUGCUGCAUCUUCUCAGUCCUCGGAUCAGCACUCCAGUCUUAUGUCGUACAGGGACUUAUGCUUCUGUACCUCAAGUUUCGCAAGGACAUUGAUGGCUUCACACAGUCUGAAGUCAACACGCUCCCCAUCCCUACUCACGCCGUCGGUAUUGUCGCCGAACUUUCUGUCUCAUUCUUCAUGGAUCGUAUCGUGCUACUAAUUCCUGGAACGUCAGUUGCAGGGAACCUCACAGCGCUGUACCUCUCCGCCUCAGCGUACGGCAUCAAUCCAUUAUUGUAUGGCUGGUCAAGCAACAUCCUGGCCCGUACAGCAGAUGAUGCCGCUCGCAGUGUUACUCUGGCUUCAAUGGCGGCAAGUGAUGGAUUACUUUGGACAUUCUGGGGCAUCGUCAUGUUCCCUGCUGAUCAUGCUCCAUACUGGCGAAAUGGUUAUAUAGGCAUGCUUUGUGUCAGUGCUGCCAUGGUAGGCUGGCUAUUUGUCGUUCGCUGGCUCGAUCGUUAUACUGCGGAAAAGUAUCCUGCUGGUGAUCAUUCAAGUGCCUCAUCUCUGGUGGCGACAGAGGAAGAGGAAAAGGGACAAUAUCGAAUCAGCUGGGGUUACAGAGCCGACGAAGAAGAAAAGGAGACAGAGCCAGGUCGUAGGUAG